AUGUUGAACAGCAGGAGUGGUCGCACCCCUGCUCGUACCUCUCAAGUCCAUGCAAUUCCAUCGGUAUUUGCAACAAAGACCACACCUACGAUCCCAUCAGCAUCGGCGGGAUAUGAUCCACUCGUCAAAGCAGUAUUGCAGCGUCGCUUGGUUUCCGAAAUCUUUGUGUACAGCGCCUUCUUCUGCUGGGGUGCCGCCUUCUGCUGGUCGAUAUGGGGAAGCGGCGGACUCGUGCACAAGCUGUUUGCUUCACUGCUGUACGCUUCCACAUUCUGGAUAGUAGGAGCUCUUCCCAGCAUCAUUCUGCGGAAACGCUACGUUACAGCUGACUCUAGCAUCGCGAAUUCCCCUUCAAAGACCGUACGGCAAGCGCUAUGCAAGCCAAUCACCUUUCAUGCUCUACUCACCCACGUCGCUUCGGCCAUUCUGAUCGCGACGAUCCACGCGUUCGUGUCUUCCGAAGCAAAACUGACACUGUUUGUCAAAUCCAAAAAGCACCCGCACUACUUAAACGGUCGGCUAAUUUUUCUGCUCUGCUCUCAAGUAUUGCUGGCUUCAGCUUUCACCAUGCGCAACGCUAUGCUUGAUCGCUACUUGCUUCGUUCAAGCGUGCGACAACCAUUUGCCCUUGUUAACAUCGCCAAAACAGUGGCCGUUGCAAGACUGCUGACGACCAUAACAGUCGCUCUGUCAAUGGCAGCUAUAGCCCUUGCGAAGGUGUUCAUGUUGCCCGUGUUGUAUCGCGUUCCUUUCGCUUCGUUGCUUCUGAGGCCAUUUGCAGGGCAUUUCAUGCGCUCGUCCAUCAUCUCCCUCCUUCCAUCGCACCAUCUUGCAACGAUAGUUCAGGCCUGGUCUCUGGGUUCUGUCACCGUGGAUGUAUGGGAGUUCUCAAACGCCCUCUUCGACUUCUACGUGCCCAUGCCCGUCCGUAUUGGACUUGCCUCCGCAGACCCUAUCGUAACGCUUGUCUCUGGCGCCACUUCCACCGACAAAAUCAUCAAGCAAUUUGCAUACGCCGAACUUCAAGACAUCGCCAGCAGCGAUUCGCCCACUGCGAGUGCCCAACGGACGGCCCUAUUUAACGACCAGAAAUUCAUGCCUAGUUUGUGGAGCUCUCUCACCAGGGAAAGCCUCAUCACGCUUGGACACGACUACCAACACUUUAUACGCAAAGGCGCACCAGCUCCGCCACCGCCUACAGCCCCAGCCGCACCAAGAGCCACAGACCCUAUCCUUCCUUCCACCCCCAAGAAACUUAUACAAAAACCUAUCUACCAAUCGGCAAGACAGUCACCGAUACACAACGUCAUUGAUUCGCUGGCCGCAGAUGGGUCUUUCGCCCAAGCGAUUGAGGAGACGCACGUUCCUGACGUCUUCCGCUCGGUGACGAACGCCGUUGUCGAGCCAGCUAAUGCAGCUGCCAAGCACGAGGUGCAGAAGGUUCGUGAAGCUGGGAUGAGUUUCUUGGGCCACCUCAAGAGUCAAGCGGGAGGCGUAGUCGCGGGCGCGAUGACACAAUAUGCCCCUGCCCGAGUGAACGAUUUCUUGGAGACGUGUCGUGCAUGGUGGACAAAGGAGAGGCUGGGAAAGGUUGUUGAAGGAUAUCUGCCCAACAGGCAGCUUGACGUCUUGAUUGUUCAAGUGUUGACACAUCUCGUCUGCGCAUCCCUGACGGAAGACCGGUACGGAGUCGUGCAGAGGGACAUCCCGAAAAUUCUAGAAGCAAUGUUAUCCUUCCUCUCCGAGAUCGAGGUAUAUCAGAAAGAGGUCAACGCUUUGUACACGCCACCACCAACGAACGUGCGUUUGAGCGUGAAAGAGUUGGACGAGAGCGAGUUUGUUCGGGGACAGGUAGAGAGAGCCGGGGAGGUGCUCGGCGAAGUUGGAGACGCGCUGAAGGAUGGCGUUGCCAGUAUAGUUCGUACAUUUGGAGACAAACUAUUAGCCUUCAAGUUCCCGCCAAAGACAGCGAGCAAGCUCCAAGGCUUCAUGGACUAUUGCUAA
Molecule: messenger RNA, 2004 nt
Organism: Pleurotus ostreatus (oyster mushroom)
Lineage: Eukaryota; Fungi; Basidiomycota; Agaricomycetes; Agaricales; Pleurotaceae
Exons: 5
Coding region: 1-2004 (667 amino acids)
Biological process (GO): spindle pole body localization; nuclear pore organization
Cellular component (GO): spindle pole body; nuclear pore transmembrane ring
Molecular function (GO): protein-macromolecule adaptor activity
Source: RefSeq, a predicted model, not a curated record